AUGAAAAGAACUCGACGCAAUGGUCAGCUACCGUCAUGUGAACCAUGUCGCAAGUCCAAACUUCGAUGUGACCAUGAAAGUCCAGUCUGUGGACGAUGCAUAAGGAAUAAGCGGGAUCAGCUCUGUGUCUAUCACCCAGCGCCAUUAACACAGGCUACUAAACCACGCCCACAUUCACGGACACAGAGCAGGCGUCACACAGGGCAGUCAACAAAGAUCCUGUCAUUCGAUACGGAUAAUGACUGGGGACGGAAGAAAACGGCGUCUACUGGCUUACUAGGCCAUAAUAAGUACUCAGACUUUUUCAAUGGCGAUGUACUAGAAGGCACUUCUACAGACUCAGUAGUGGUAGAUGAGCAGCAGAUCCGCCUCGGAGCACGAAUACUAUCGCUCCUGGAACAUCUGCCCUCGUUCCGGGUGGCUAUAGAAGCAGAAUGCAAAGGCUCAUCAAGCUGGAUCAAGUGCCCCCAAUUUCUGGAUACGCUUUUGGGUUUGAGCGAGACAUCAUGGGAGAACAUCCAGCGCGAAGAGGGCGACGAGGAGCAGCGCAUGCUUAAGGCAUCUAAACGACUCUUUGAGAAGCAAAAUUGCCCGAUAGACAUCCAUACUGAUAUGACAUGGGAUGAGUUUGCGGCUGCUUCCUCUGGAAGAUGGGAAUGGAUCGGUCUAUUGUUUCAAUUUGUUGGAUUGGCGGGUGAAUACCUACCAAAGGACAGUGCCCUGUACAAGGAAUACGACGGCGUUAAUGGUAAAAAUUUUGCACUUACCGUUAUGACAGUCGGAGACAUUUGCAUCGAAUUCUGCCAGAAAGCUGCGGUGAUAAACGAUUUUGUCUGUUUACUGAUUUGCUACAACAUGGCUCUUCUAUCGGUAAUAUAUGGAGAUACUGGUGAGUCUAGCCUGUCGAACGCGGAAAUUGGUUCUAAUCAAUGGCUGUUCAGACUAUCGUGUUUGGCGCAAGUUGAGUGA
Messenger RNA from Penicillium taxi, 969 nucleotides. RefSeq names its product Zn(II)2Cys6 transcription factor domain-containing protein. The coding region runs from base 1 to 969 and encodes 322 amino acids. Gene Ontology annotation, biological process: regulation of DNA-templated transcription. Gene Ontology annotation, cellular component: nucleus. The transcript has a single exon. Gene Ontology annotation, molecular function: zinc ion binding; DNA-binding transcription factor activity, RNA polymerase II-specific. Lineage: Eukaryota; Fungi; Ascomycota; Eurotiomycetes; Eurotiales; Aspergillaceae. The record is from RefSeq and is a predicted model, not a curated record.